UCAACACACACAGACAGAGGGACCGGUUGCCUCGGUGCUACAGGCAGUUGUGCGGUCCUUUGGUCAAGUGGCGACGACGGCAGGCGAAGUGGUGAUCAAGCAGCCAGACCCGUAAAUCUUAAUUCACACUGGGCCUGUGCGCAGAGAGAAAUCGAGACAGAUGAGAGCGAGAGAGAGAGAGAGAGAGAGAAAGGGAGAGGCAGAGAGAGCAGGCAAAGGUCGCGACACGUGGAUAGAGAUUUCAGCACUAUGGCCCAUCUAAUCGCCUGUGAAGCUGGUGCCAGACCGUGCCACUCGAGCCCCAAGACGAGUGAUCCGGCCUGCAAUGGGACCUCGGGAAGGUCGACGUUUGCAAGCCCACUACGAUUGGCGCAUUCCGUGGCCUUCAAAGUGACUCGACCAAUCACAACUCACUGCCAAGCCAGUUCGUCUUACUGCCUAUCCGUCCCCUUCGCCGCCGCUCCUCCGACCUGCCUCACGCCUGGCCGCCAUUAUGCGCCUGCCCUUCGUCCUAACUAUCUUGUUGACAGUGCUAAGCCGCCAACACUAAGUCGGCUGCCCGUCUGCCUGUCUGUCUACCUGUAUGCCUGCCUGCCUGCCCGUCUGCCCGACUGCCAAACAAAUAACUCUCUCACAAGGAAUAUUGGGAAGACCGGAAAACCUAUCAUAUUAGUGGUCAACAUGGCAUAA
Molecule: messenger RNA, 690 nt
Organism: Protopolystoma xenopodis
Lineage: Eukaryota; Metazoa; Platyhelminthes; Monogenea; Polystomatidea; Polystomatidae
Source: the annotation of a GenBank genome assembly